AUGUGUCUGCACUUCUGCUGGCCAGACGACCCCGGAAAAGUACAAGCUCAUUCUCAGAGCCUGGAGGUCGCCCAGCACCCUGGCCCAUGCAGCGAGACCACAGUGCACCCCCUCUGGAAGGGCCCAAUCUCUGUGCCAGGGGGGACCCGGCAGUCCCCCAUCAACAUCCGCGGGAGGGACAGCCUCUACGACCAGCAGCUGGGGCCUCUCAGCGUCUCCUACGCGGCGGCCACCUGCCGGGGCGUCUGGAACACAGGCUACUUCUUCCAGGUGGAGUUCGACGACUCCGCCGACGGGUCAGGGAUCAGCGGCGGCCCCCUGCGGAGCCACCACCGGCUGAGGCAGUUCCACUUCCACUGGGGGGCGGAGGACGCAUGGGGCUCAGAACACACGGUGGACGGCCGCGUCUACCCGGCCGAGCUGCACCUCGUUCACUGGAAUUCUGCGAAGUACCGCAGUUACAAAGAGGCGGCGGCGGGGGAGCAGGGCCUGGCGGUGCUGGCCGUGUUCCUGCAGCUGGGGGCCCCCCACGAGGCGCUGCAGUCGCUGGUGGGCAUCCUGCCGGAAAUCAGGCACAAGGACGCCCGGGCGGCCAUGGGCCCUUUCCAGCCGUCCUGCCUGCUGCCCGCCUGCCGGGACUACUGGACCUACCCCGGCUCCCUCACCACGCCGCCGCUCACCGAGUCGGUCACCUGGAUCGUCCUCAAGGAGCCCAUUCAGGUGGCUGCGAGCCAGCUGGCCGCCUUCCGCUCGCUCCUGUUUUCUGGCCCCGGCGAAGAAGAGAGGACGAUGGUAAACAACUACCGCCCGCUGCAGCCCCUGAGGAGCCGCCGGGUCCGGUCGUCCUUCCCAGCCUGGGGCCAGGGCACAAGGCCCUGAUUGGAGACAGCGGGCUGGUGGGGGGGCUUCAGAGUCGGGGG
Messenger RNA from Talpa occidentalis (Iberian mole), 920 nucleotides. RefSeq names its product carbonic anhydrase 5A (gene CA5A). The transcript has 8 exons. Gene Ontology annotation, molecular function: carbonate dehydratase activity; zinc ion binding. The coding region runs from base 1 to 879 and encodes 292 amino acids. The record is from RefSeq and is a predicted model, not a curated record. Gene Ontology annotation, cellular component: cytoplasm; mitochondrion. NCBI's taxonomy places the organism in Eukaryota, Metazoa, Chordata, Mammalia, Eulipotyphla, Talpidae.